Meloidogyne enterolobii is the source of this 1116-nucleotide messenger RNA. Lineage: Eukaryota; Metazoa; Nematoda; Chromadorea; Rhabditida; Meloidogynidae. The record is from the annotation of a GenBank genome assembly.
UUUUUAAUGGAAAAGGGAGCUGUCGAAUUUAUUACAAAUUCAACUUCAAUUUUACAAUUCUCAAACCGGGAUGUUUUGGACAGAAUUUUUGUUGUAUGUUUGAUAAGUUUAAUUUCUGUUUGUAAUGUGCUUAUGGGAUGUGAGUUGAAUUUACAUGUUGUUUUAUCGACCAUUAAAAGACCUGUGGCACCAGCAAUUGGUUUUUUCACUCAAUUUGCAAUUAUGCCUUUGUUGGCCUAUUCAAUUGCAAUUUUUGUACUUUCUAGUAAAGGAAUGCAUUUAUUAGCUCUUGGAUUAUUUGUAACAGGAUGCUCGCCUGGUGGUGGGGCCAGUAAUUAUUGGACAGUUUUACUUGGAGGGAAUACAAAUCUUUCGAUAACGAUGACUUUUUGUAGUACAAUCGCUGCUUUAGUUAUGAUGCCGUUGUGGAUAAAGUUGUUGGGUACAAGGCUAAUUAAAGCUGUAGCUCCAACACUUACGAUUCACAUUCCAUAUAGUAAAAUUGUUGCUUCAUUGUUCACUCUUAUUGUUCCGCUCUUCGUUGGAUUAAUUAUUGCCAAGUACAAACCUCAUUGGGCUAUUAGAGCACGCAAAUUAUUACGACCUUUCAUCAUUUCUGUUCUGAUAGUGCUCAUCAUCUUUGGUGUAGCAAUCAAUCUAUGGCUGUUUAAAUUGAUCACCUGGCCUAUCCUCUUGGCUGGACUUCUCCUUCCUUGGUGUGGAUUCAUGUUUGGAUGUUUCACUUCUAUCCUGUUAGCUCAAGAUCCACCCGACGUCACUGCAAUCGCAAUUGAGACAGGCGUUCAAAAUACGGGGAUUGCAAUAAUGCUGUUGAAGCUUACCUUUCCAGGAACGGAUUCAGAUAUUGCUAGUCUUCUCCCCAUUACUGUUGCUUGUUUUACUCCAGCUCCACUUUUAUUUGGUUAUGCCAUUCAUACACUGAUUAAACGAUUAAAAGAAAAAAGAGUAAAACCCGGACUUUGCCCAGCAGACAGUUCGAGAUCCCCAUUGGCAAAGAAUGAAGAGGAGGAGGUGCAGCAGAAUUCAAGUACAGGAAAUUCUGAUGAUGAUGAGAGUGACAGGAUAGAAAUUGUUUGUCCAACGACUGCUUUAUGA